Macadamia integrifolia is the source of this 774-nucleotide messenger RNA. Its product is annotated as protein LIM3-like. Gene Ontology annotation, molecular function: fatty acid binding. Gene Ontology annotation, biological process: systemic acquired resistance. The record is from RefSeq and is a predicted model, not a curated record. NCBI's taxonomy places the organism in Eukaryota, Viridiplantae, Streptophyta, Magnoliopsida, Proteales, Proteaceae. The transcript has 2 exons. Bases 335 to 658 code for a protein of 107 amino acids.
UGCAUAUCUGAAUUUGUAAUAUGUGGAAUGAUUUAAUGUAACUUAUAUAUGCAGUGCCACAUGAUUUAUCCUCUGGAAGGAAAGAAGUCUUGAAAUUUGGUUAAAAACGGUUUCUGUUGGCAUGCUUAAUGUAUUUCCUGUGACUUUCUUGUGAUAAUCAGCUCUGAAGUAGAGCUAGCAUGAAAACAGAAUGAGUCUGUGAUGUGGACUAGGUGAAGGUCAAGGACUCAUGUGAAACCUCACCCAUCUAUUUAUAAAACCUCACCAAAGGACCAUCCCUGGAGAUGUUUAACUUUUAUAGAGGAUUAAGCAAUAGAAGAGGAACAACUUAGACAUGAAGGUUGGUGCUAGGAAGCUGGUGGCAUGUUUGAUGCUCAUGGUGGCUAUGGGAAGCACGGUGGAGCAUGGGAUGGCCCAGGGAUGUGGUAGCACAUUCUUCUCUACUCUUGUUCAGCUGGUACCUUGUAGGCCUUCUGUUACUCCUUUCAGCCCCAUUCCACCUAGUGAGGCCUGCUGCAAUUCUGUCAAGAUGCUUGGACAGCCGUGCCUGUGUGCUCUUGUAAAUGGACCACCAGUAACCGGUGUUGACCGCAACAUGGACAUGCAGCUCCCAGCAAAAUGCGCUGCCGACUUUGAACAAUGUGAUCUUGGGGCGUAGCAGAUGGUUGCCAACUCUGUUUCUCGAUGAAGUGCAUAGAGAACUAUAAUAAAUCCCUUCUAUGUACCAUGAUACUGAAGCUGCUAAUAAUAACAGAAUGCUUGGUGGUUCUCAAA